This is a messenger RNA of Cololabis saira (Pacific saury), 1526 nucleotides long. Its product is annotated as myosin light chain 4-like. The record is from RefSeq and is a predicted model, not a curated record. The transcript has a single exon. The coding region runs from base 12 to 737 and encodes 241 amino acids. Gene Ontology annotation, molecular function: calcium ion binding. NCBI's taxonomy places the organism in Eukaryota, Metazoa, Chordata, Actinopteri, Beloniformes, Belonidae. Gene Ontology annotation, cellular component: myosin II complex.
GAGAAGAGGAGAUGCCCUCUGCGCUUCGGGGCAUUUCUACUCUCUGUUCGUACUCUUGUUCCUUCCUCUCCGAGUACCAGCUCACACCCCGACCUCUUGACAGCAUGCCGCCUAAAAAGAUUGAGCCCAAGAAGCCAGAGCCCAAGAAGCCGGAGCCGAAGAAAGAUGCAGCGCCUGUUGCGAAGCCGGCUGCGGCGUCUGUUGCGAAGCCGGCUCCGGCACAAGAACCGCAGCCGGCACCGCCCCAGGAGCCCGCCUUCGACCCGAAAAGCAUCACCCUCCAGUACACGGCCGACCAGAUCGAGGAGUUCAAAGAGGCCUUCAACUUGUUCGACCGCACACCUACCGGACAGAUGAAGAUCACGUUCGCCCAGUGUGGGGAUGUUAUGCGAGCGCUGGGCCAGAACCCCACCAAUGCAGAUGUGCUGAAGGUCCUGGGGAAACCCCGGCCAGAGGACAUGAACACCAAACUGGUGGACUUCGAGACCUUCCUGCCGAUGCUGCAACACAUCUCUCGCACCAAAGAUCAGGGCAACUUCGAGGAUUUCGUGGAAGGCCUCAGGGUUUUCGACAAGGAGGGAAACGGCACCAUCAUGGGAGCGGAGCUGCGUCACGUGCUGGCGACACUCGGAGAGAGGAUGACGGAGGAUGAAGUGGACAGAUUGUUGUCUGGACAGGAGGAUGCCAAUGGAUGUAUCAAUUACGUCUCCUUUGUUAAACACAUUCUCUCCACCUAAAAAGGACAUCCAGGCACAUGUACUUUGACUUUUGGUUAUUGCAUCCUUGUUAGUCUAUUAGAGGUGAGGUUGUCAUUUCCUCAGUGACAUUAUUUACAUCUUGUCAAGUAGUCAGGGCCGAAAAUUGAAAAAGGCCCUUAGAAAACAACAUGGUAGGCAUUUUUGAGGAAAAGCACUUUGUCUAUUGUUUCUGUAUGAUUUUUUUGUGCUGAAUCCAUUUCUGCCGUAUGCUAAGCUGUCAAAGUUAUGUUUAUGUUAAGUUUAUGUGAUCUGGUAUUCCUAGGUGUCACAGAGUUAAUACAAAUAAAAAUAACAUAGGCGAAAAUUGUGAAAAAUUUACAUUCUCUGGGGUUUCUGGAGCUCUAUUGACCUUCAAGUAUGUCAGAAAAGUUCAACUUUAGGUUUGAAAGACAGCUAUAAAUGUCCCCUUUAAAAUGAUACCAAACACAGUAUUAUUGGAACUUAGGAAUUGCUUGAUCUAUGAGCCUAAACCCGGAUAGGCAACAGCGUUUACAGUCCAAUUUACCAUAUGGGGCGGCCAUCUUGAAUGUGGGAAUAUAGAAAACCAGGGGUCUCAUUUUUUUGGCAUACGGUGGAUUCUGGUUUGGGACACAUUGAUCUUUCAAAAAAUGCUGUAUGCCAUCUUUUCCUCAAAAAUGCCUACAGGGUUACAUGAUUCUGAAGUUACAGCCCAGUCUAAGGGGACUGAGUGAAAAAUGCUGAGUGCAAAACCUAGAAAGACGAGAUGAAAGCAGUCAAAUGUAUUAAUAAAGGACAUGUGAUUACCAA